AUGGGCAACGCGGCCGGCAGCGCGGAGCAGCCCGCGAGCCCCGCUGCGCUGGCCCCCAAGCAGCCCGCGGCGCCCAAGCAGCCCAUGCCCGCGGCCGGAGAGCUGGAGGAGAGGUUUAACCGGGUCCUGAACUGCAUGAACUUGCCCCCGGACAAGGUCCAGCUGCUGAGCCAGUAUGACAACGAGAAGAAGUGGGAGCUCAUAUGUGACCAGGAACGGUUUCAAGUCAAGAACCCCCCAGCAGCCUAUAUCCAGAAGCUGAAGAGCUACCUAGAAACCGGUGGGGCCAGCCGAAAAGUAGCAGCAGACUGGAUGCCCAACCUCGGGUUUAAGAGGCGAGUUCAGGAGUCCACGCAGGUGCUCCGGGAAUUGGAGAUCUCUCUGAGGACCAACCACAUUGGAUGGGUGCAGGAGUUCCUGAACGAGGAGAACCGUGGCCUGGACGUGCUGCUUGAGUACCUGGCCUUCGCACAGUGCUCCGUGGCGUACAAUAUGGAUGCCACAGACAACGGGGCCCCGGGCUCCGAGAAGAGCAAGCCGCUGGAGCAGUCAGUGGAAGAUCUGAGCAAGGGCCCGCCCUCAUCCUUGCCGCCCCCAACCAAGAGUCGCCACCUGACCAUCAAGUUGACCCCGGCCCACAGCAAGAAGGCCCUGAGGAAUUCCCGCAUCGUCAGCCAGAAGGACGACGUCCACGUCUGCAUCAUGUGUCUGCGUGCCAUCAUGAACUACCAGUCCGGCUUCAGCCUCGUCAUGAACCACCCAGCCUGUGUCAAUGAGAUUGCUCUGAGUCUCAACAACAAGAACCCCAGAACCAAGGCCCUGGUGUUGGAGCUGCUGGCGGCUGUUUGUCUGGUGCGGGGAGGACACGAUAUCAUCCUUUCUGCCUUUGACAACUUCAAGGAGGUAUGUGGAGAGCAGCACCGCUUUGAAAAGCUAAUGGAAUAUUUCCGGAACGAGGACAGCAACAUCGACUUCAUGGUGGCCUGCAUGCAAUUCAUCAACAUUGUGGUACAUUCAGUGGAGAACAUGAACUUCCGUGUCUUCCUGCAAUAUGAGUUCACUCACCUGGGCCUGGACCUGUACUUGGAGAGGCUCCGGCUCACGGAGAGCGACAAGCUGCAGGUGCAGAUUCAGGCCUACCUGGACAACAUCUUUGACGUGGGCGCGCUGCUGGAGGACACUGAGACCAAGAAUGCUGUGCUGGAGCACAUGGAGGAGCUGCAGGAGCAGGUGGCCUUGCUCACAGAGCGGCUUCGGGACGCGGAGAACGAGUCCAUGGCCAAGAUCGCGGAGCUGGAGAAGCAGCUAAGCCAGGCCCGAAAGGAGUCGGAGACCCUGCGGGAGCGCUUCAGCGAGUCGACCCCUAUGGGCACCUCCAGACGUUCCUCUGAGCCCGAGAAAGUGCCUGCCCUUGCCCCGGCGCGGCCGUCGGCCCUAGAGCUGAAGGUGGAGGAGAUGGAGGAGAAGGGGUUAAUCCGUAUCCUGAGGGGGCCCGGGGACGAGGUCUCCAUCGAGAUUCUCCCGGUCGCUGUGGCGAUUCCGAGCGGCAGUGAAGCCCCGACUCCCGGGGCUCCCACCGGCUCCCCCAGCUCAGCCUCGGAGCUCCCACCUGUAGCAGAGCCGGCUCCUGGAGCGGUACCGCCACCGCCCCCUCCAUUCCUCCGCCGCCCCCGCCGCCUCCGGGAGAGGGGCAAGGGAAGGGAGGAUGGGGGCCGGGGGGGCGCCUCUGGCUUCACUGCCCUCCAGAACCUUAUGUCGGUGGGCCUCCUGUGGCCUCCAGCUUGCCUUGUCUGCCCUCGUUGGGCCCGGGUGGGGCUCCUUCCAGCCAUCCCACCACCUACUGCCCCAGUGCCCACUCCCUCUGUCUCAGGAGUGAAGGCCAAGAAACCCAUCCAGACCAAGUUCAGAAUGCCACUCUUAAACUGGGUAGCCCUGAAACCCAACCAGAUCACAGGCACUGUCUUCACUGAACUCAAUGAUGAGAAGGUGCUACAGGAGCUGGACAUGAGUGACUUCGAGGAGCAGUUCAAGACUAAGUCCCAAGGUCCCAGCAUAGACCUUAGUGCUCUCAAGAGUAAAGCAGCCCAGAAGGCCCCCAGCAAAGCCACGCUCAUCGAGGCCAACCGGGCCAAGAACCUGGCCAUCACCCUGCGCAAGGGCAACCUGGGGGCAGAUCGCAUCUGCCAGGCAAUCGAGACGUAUGACCUGCAGACCCUUGGCCUGGACUUCCUGGAGCUGCUGACCCGCUUCCUGCCCACAGAGUAUGAGCGCAGCCUCAUCACCCGUUUCGAGCGGGAGCAGCGACCAAUAGAGGAGCUGUCAGAGGAGGACCGCUUCAUGCUGCGCUUCAGCCGCAUCCCCCGCCUGCCCGAACGCAUGAACACGCUCACCUUCCUGGGCAACUUCCCAGAUACUGCCCAGAUGCUCAUGCCGCAACUGAAUGCCAUCAUUGCAGCCUCAAUGUCUAUCAAGUCCUCGGACAAACUCCGCCAGAUCCUGGAGAUUGUCCUGGCUUUUGGCAACUACAUGAACAGUAGCAAGCGUGGAGCAGCCUAUGGCUUCCGGCUCCAGAGUCUGGAUGCGCUGUUGGAGAUGAAGUCGACGGACCGCAAGCAGACGCUGCUGCAUUACCUGGUGAAGGUCAUUGCUGAAAAGUACCCACAGCUCACAGGUUUCCACAGUGACCUCCACUUUCUGGACAAGGCCGGCUCAGUGUCCCUGGACAGCGUGCUGGGGGAUGUCCGCUCCCUGCAGCGAGGCCUGGAGUUGACCCAGCGGGAGUUUGUGAGGCAGGAUGACUGUGUGGUGCUCAAGGAGUUCCUGAGGAUCAACUCACCAGUCAUGGAUAAACUGCUGGCAGACAGCAAGACAGCUCAGGAAGCCUACGAGUCUGUGGUGGAGUACUUCGGAGAGAACCCCAAGACCACAUCCCCCUCCAUGUUCUUCUCCCUCUUUAGUCGCUUCAUCAAAGCCUAUAAGAAAGCCGAGCAGGAGGUGGAACAGUGGAAGAAAGAAGCAGCUGCCCAGGAGGCAGGCACCGACAUCGCGGGGAAAGGGGAGCCCCAAGCACCCAAGUCCCCUCCCAAGGUCCGGCGGCAACAGAUGGACCUCAUCUCUGAGCUGAAGCGGAAGCAGCAGAAAGAGCCACUCAUCUAUGAGAGUGAUCGUGAUGGGGCCAUUGAAGAUAUCAUCACAGUGCUCAAGACGGUGCCCUUCACUGCUCGCACCGGCAAGAGGACGUCCAGGCUCCUCUAUGAGGCCAGCCUGGGAGAGGAAAUCCCCCUCUAGCCCCCAGAUCUACGGAACCAGCCUUACAUCCGCGCAGAUACAGGCCGGCGUAGCGCUCGUCGGCGCCCGCCCGGACCCCCGCUGCAGGUCACCUCCGACCUCUCGCUGUAGUCAUGAUUUCUGCAGAUGGACUGCGAGGCCUGGGAGCGGGUAGGGGUGGCGGGGAGGGGCAAUCCGGGACUCAAGGAAGGUGGGACUCAGCUCGGCUGGGCCGGGCAGCCUCCUCCACCAAGAUCCCCACCCCUGGGCGCCCCUCGAAUGGUCAGGGUCACCCCUCAUCUUGCCACAGGGGGAGGCAUCUCUGGCCCCUCCCCCCAAAUGCUGCUUGCAGCAUCCCUCUUCCCCCAACAGCCAUACUUAGCCUCAGUGGGAGCCCGGCCUGUAACUUAUGUAAAGGGUAACCUCGCGCCCCUCCACUCCCCAUACCCCGACCCAGCUCCGAGGACUCCCCAUGGACCUUAUUUUUAUACAAGAUUAAUAAAGACGUUUGCAAAA
This is a messenger RNA of Odocoileus virginianus texanus, 3783 nucleotides long. NCBI's taxonomy places the organism in Eukaryota, Metazoa, Chordata, Mammalia, Artiodactyla, Cervidae. The record is from RefSeq and is a predicted model, not a curated record.